This is a messenger RNA of Dufourea novaeangliae, 730 nucleotides long. RefSeq names its product hemolymph lipopolysaccharide-binding protein. Lineage: Eukaryota; Metazoa; Arthropoda; Insecta; Hymenoptera; Halictidae. The record is from RefSeq and is a predicted model, not a curated record. The transcript is spliced from 4 exons. Bases 80 to 655 code for a protein of 191 amino acids.
UUUCGGAAAUCGUUGCGUGGUGGAAACGCAGUAUACGUAGAAUUAUGCACGGUUGCUCGUGAGAAAGCUUGUCGCUGAGAUGUACGGGAGCUUGUUGAUUCUCCUCGCUAUCGCCAGCGAAGUACUUUGCGCCGGUGACUGGAACCCAAGUCGGUCGUCACUCGACACGGCAAGAUGUCAGAACAAUUACGACGCUGAACAGCAACUGUUUUACAUUAACAGCCGCAACAUGGGCCAGAGCUCGACGCCAAUGAAAGAGGGCUACAGGAUCACACGUGGCGUCGGGGCGCACAAAUUGUACACGAAGAAGGCGAAAUGGAACGCAGUUCGCAAGACUUGCAUGAUGGACGGAGGUCACUUGGUCAUCUUGAACUCGCUGGCGGAGGAAAGCGUUCUCAUGAACCUUAUGCAAGCGGCUAACCUGGACACGAUCUGGGUGGGCGCCCACGAUAUGUUCAGAGAGGGCGAAUGGGUCACACUGACCGGGGAGUCGUUGGAGAGAGCCGGUUACGAGAAAUGGUCCACGAUUUUACCGAAUCAGCCUGACAAUCACAACGGAAGGGAGAACUGCGGCACCCUGGGGAGACAAGGUGGGAUCAACGACGAGGUGUGCACCCUGAAUUAUCCGUUCAUCUGCGAAGUCGACAUUUACUAAACGCCUCCCUGCCGCCAUUUUGUUCCUCGAGGUGCACGUUUUUGGGGAACCGAGCCGACGGUGUCGAACGAAUUG